Molecule: messenger RNA, 657 nt
Organism: Microdochium trichocladiopsis
Lineage: Eukaryota; Fungi; Ascomycota; Sordariomycetes; Xylariales; Microdochiaceae
Exons: 3
Coding region: 1-642 (213 amino acids)
Source: RefSeq, a predicted model, not a curated record
AUGGCCUCAUCGGAUCUCUCUGGUCAAGCACAGCAUUCGGCUGCUGCCACCAGGUCUCUAACCGCAGCGGGCCAAAACACCGCCACCAAACAAGAGCAACCCGCCCCCGACUUGAUGGUCUACUUCCCACGCAAAGGCUGGAUUGAAACAGUCGACUUCCUCUUCAUGGACCCUGAGGAGGAGGGCUCGCAGCAUGAGCCACCCACAGAUCCGCGAGAGGUCUCCAGAAGUUGGAAGGCAACGGGGAAGCCGUGUACCGAAGAGCUCCGCAGAGCCACACGUAGGGACCCUCCCCCUGCAGGGAAGGAGGAUCUCUUCUUUGUUUUCCGAGGCGCGGUCAAUAAGGGGACGUGGAGAUUCCAACUUGGCGAAGGACAUGGCAAGAUUGAACAAGGGGGCCGACUACUCCAGGUCUUCCCUCGAGAAAAGGUGUCGAAAGAGUUUCCAGAUGACGAGUACAAUGAUAGCGCUUACUUCAAGCUGAGGGCGAUCCUGCUGGACCUGAAGAACCCGGAGAGCAAGACGUGGGAGGAGGAGUUGCGUGAUGUCGCGGUCCCUGGUAGCCGGACAAGACUACUCCCGGGUGACCCGUCGCGAGAAAUCCAGAUCGGGUUCAAACCAGCACACCAGGGUCCGAUGUAAACGUGGCCUCUGUCC